UGCUGGCUGGCUUGCUCGUUUAGUGUGUUGGCAACAUCACAGACUGAUUUGGGAGUAAAGAGUAAACUUGGAUUUCGUAUAUGUAUUCCUGGGUAAUAGAUUGACGAUCUCAUCCUAUUUUGCAGUUCUGCAGACGAAAAUCUUAGAAUUUCGAAAGAGUAUUUAUUUGGAUAGAGUUGACAGCAACUUGGCUGCUGCUAGCUUACUUCUGCAGCGAAAUUAGCUGUGUCAUAUUUUACUCAACGUUAAUUUGCAGCCGUAGUAUAACACAGAUAUCCUUUCCUUCGUAAGUUUCUCGGCCAACAAUGGUGGAGGUGUUCAUAGGUCGGACUCUUGUAAACAAAGAGGGGGAUGUCGUCGACCCAGAAGUGGCACUGCGGAACAAGGUAGUGGGCAUUUACUUCUCCGGCGGAUGGUGUCCACCUUGUCGAGACUUCACGCCCAUCCUCUGUGAUUUCUACACGGAGCUGGUCGAGGAGGCUGACCCACCUGCCCAGUUCGAGAUAGUUUUCAUCUCAUCUGACAAGACUCCUGAAGAAAUGGUUGAGUAUUACCACGACAUGCAUGGAGACUGGCUUGCACUACCUUGGACAGAUCCCUACAAGCAUGAACUGAAGAAGAGGUACAACAUCACAGCGGUGCCAAAGCUGGUGAUCGUGAAGGAGAACGGGCAGAUGAUCACUGACAAAGGCCGUAAGCAGAUAAGAGAUCAGGGCCUGGCCUGCUUUCGGAAUUGGUUGGAGGUGGCCGAAGUGUUCCAGAACUUCAAGGGGUAGAGUGGACAUGACCAAUGGCAGUCAUUGGACAGUCAUUAUACAUGACAGUCAGUGUGUAUUGUACAGUCAUUGGACAUUGUACAGUCAUUUGAAAUGACCAAAGACUGUAUAAAGGUCAUUGAAGUUUUUUGAUAUCACACGUCAGGUGGUACAAGCCCAGUUAUUGCCUCUUGUAUUGAAUAAACUAAAUAAUUAGCGAUUGGUCAUUAAUGUACAAGUAGUGGAUAUAUGAGUUUUAGAUAAUCCAGUGAAAACAGAAAAGUUAUAAUAGAGGAAUUAGUUGUUGUACCAUCCUAACGUGUGCUACAAAAAAAAAAGUCAAUGACUGAUCUUGACUAUGGCCUAAUCUUGACUGUUGGAUGUGACGUGUUAUCCACCCUGGAAGAACAUGUAACUAAAAUAACAAAAACAAACUUCUAUUACACUGCUGCUCUCUCUAGGCUGACUGUUACACAAUUAUCUCUCAGGAGGCAUAGCAGUAGUUAUGGAUUCAUACAUGUACACUCAUGUAGGCCUCUAUGCAUUUGUUUCACUUUAACAUUUAAAGAAUGUUUCCAAAACAAACACUGUGCUGCUUUUGUACGAUUUUGUAUCUUGCUGAGUUUUUUUUUUUUAAUUAUAACUAUUUUAGUUAUUGUUUAAAUAUUUAACUAUUUCUACGGCAAUAAAACUUUUACUUUAAGUAUA
Engraulis encrasicolus (European anchovy) is the source of this 1463-nucleotide messenger RNA. It is a transcript of the gene nxnl2, whose product is annotated as nucleoredoxin like 2. Bases 306 to 776 code for a protein of 156 amino acids. Lineage: Eukaryota; Metazoa; Chordata; Actinopteri; Clupeiformes; Engraulidae. The record is from RefSeq and is a predicted model, not a curated record. The transcript has 2 exons. Gene Ontology annotation, biological process: sensory perception of smell; photoreceptor cell maintenance; visual perception.